This is a messenger RNA of Pyrenophora tritici-repentis Pt-1C-BFP, 345 nucleotides long. Lineage: Eukaryota; Fungi; Ascomycota; Dothideomycetes; Pleosporales; Pleosporaceae. The record is from RefSeq and is a predicted model, not a curated record.
AUGCCUCAACACCAGACUUCCAACUUUUCCGAGUUGCCUCGUGUCGGUUUCGGUCGCGCAGUCGCCAUUGGCAUCGGAGCCGGCUUCAUGGGCGCCCUCGUCAUGACCGGCACCAACAAACUCGAGCAGCUCUUUAUCCAACGUCCCUCUUCUUACGUCCCCGCCCGUACAAUUGGCAACCACUUCUCCGUGUCUCCAGACUUUUACGCUAAGCACUCCGAUUUACUAAACCACCUACACCACUUUGGCAUGGGCAUGCUGGCGGGACCUGUCCGUUCCAUCAUGUCGUUCUACGGUAUAUUGGUCCCGUUGCGGCGUUUAUGCAUACGGGGAUUAGGCUGUUGA